Molecule: messenger RNA, 980 nt
Organism: Teleopsis dalmanni
Lineage: Eukaryota; Metazoa; Arthropoda; Insecta; Diptera; Diopsidae
Exons: 7
Coding region: 165-980 (271 amino acids)
Source: RefSeq, a predicted model, not a curated record
GAAUAACAAUUAUUUGUUUAAAAUUUGUAAAUUGAUGUUUGUGGAACAUUCAGAUAUGAACACUCGUUCCCAUCAACAGAAGUCGCGUGCUUCUUAAUUAAUAUAAUUGUUCUUCAGAGCUGAGGUUUGAAAACUUAUUGACGACUUAAAUCAGUGAAUGAAAAAUGACGCGAAACUUUUUAUGCAACGAGAAAACUGGGCUGCGGCAUGUGCCUCAUAGAACCAUUCGAUAUAUGGUAUAUGCUUUUAUUCUGAUUUCAUUCGUACUAACGACGUCCGUGAGCAGCGAAGAAUGUGGACAAGAGGAAUUUACCAAAUGUGCGGAACCGAUCGAAAUAUUACAUUUAACCUCAGAGUUUUCCAUUGGUGGCGCUAAAAAGGAAGAACUAGAUAAACUUUGUCAUGAAUUACGAAAAGGUGUAAGAUGUAUACAGAGCUACACAAGAAGAUGCAUGGACUUACAACAACGUAAUCAAUUUAAUAGAUUAUACCAUGGAACCAACCAAUUUAUUCGGGACUUGUGUAAUAAAGGCGAAUUUCAAGAUGAAUAUCUUAGGCAUGCACCUUGUAGCGAAAUUGCUAAGAAAGAAUUUGAGACUUGUGCUAACCAAUUUAAGGAAACCAUGGUCUUUCUUAAACCAAAUAAAAAUCAGGAAGCCGCCGAAAAUAACACCUUCGUUGAAAAUGUGAAAACAAUUUGCUGUUCCAUUAACGAGCUGGUUGACUGCUUUGAAGAUGCAGCGAAAAAAAUCUGUGGGUCGGAUGCUGCUAAAUUCACACGUGAGUUGGUCGAUAAGUACGCACACAGCUUAACAAAGUUUCCCAAAGUUUCAUUCGUACUAACGACGUCCGUGAGCAGCGAAGAAUGUGGACAAGAGGAAUUUACCAAAUGUGCGGAACCGAUCGAAAUAUUACAUUUAACCUCAGAGUUUUCCAUUGGUGGCGCUAAAAAGGAAGAACUAGAUAAACUUUGUCAGUAA